Messenger RNA from Cordyceps fumosorosea ARSEF 2679, 6222 nucleotides. RefSeq names its product separin. The record is from RefSeq and is a predicted model, not a curated record. The transcript has a single exon. Lineage: Eukaryota; Fungi; Ascomycota; Sordariomycetes; Hypocreales; Cordycipitaceae. Gene Ontology annotation, cellular component: centrosome; mitotic spindle pole body; nucleus. Gene Ontology annotation, biological process: proteolysis; meiotic chromosome separation. Bases 1 to 6222 code for a protein of 2073 amino acids. Gene Ontology annotation, molecular function: cysteine-type endopeptidase activity; protein binding.
AUGCCUUCAUUACAAGACAAGGUCAGCGCGGUAAAAACCGCCGUGCUGAGCACAGAAACAUGUACCCCGGCCACCGUGGUCACGAUCAAGGAGCUUCUCCUACCAGAUGCCGACUCUGCCUCGACCGCCGCGUCCAAGACGAAAGCCGCCUCCGCGCGUACCACAACAAAGCCGGCCGGCCGAGCCAGGGCCGCCACGACAACGACGCCGACCGAGCAACUGAGCGCCAAGGAGAAGACGGCGCUGGCGACUCACGUCAUCAACGCCACCAUCAAGGCCCUCACCGACGCCGCGAAGCCAUCCCUACAGCCUGCCGCGGCGCCCGCGAAGCCAACCGAGGGCGAGCCGCGCCCGACGACCGGCAAACGCACACUCCGACGGUCCCUCUCGGCACCGCUGUCGCCCAUCCAGCCGCGCACGCUCAACCGCGUGGCCACGUCGCCCACCGUCGUCGCCAAGGCGUCAUCCAAGCAAGCCGCCAGCAGCCCGUCCACGGGAUGCCUGGCGACGGCGGAGUGCGCGCGCGUGGCGUUUGCGUGCCUGCGCGGCCUCAAGGGCCCGCCGUCGCGCGACCAGGCAGACCUGCAGCUGGAGAACGGCAUGGCCGCGCUGGUCGGCAAGCUGAUCGGCCUGGGGAUGAACGAGCUGGCGCUCAAGGAGCUGCGCGUGCUGCACCGACGACUCGACGUGGCGGCCAAGCCCGACGCCGGGAAGGCGAAGACGACGGCGGCGGCGGCGGCGGUGGCGGGGGAGUUUCCGACGACCAUCUCGGAUCUUCUCAGCUUCAGCACGCCGGUCGCGCCGCACUUUCUGGCGGCGGUCACGACGUGUCAGGUUCAGCUGCUGAGGCUCAUCGCGUCGUCGAAGAAGCCGGAGCACAUCGAGGCCGCGCUGCCUCACCUCUGCGAUGCCAAGGCGAGCUCCCCGGUGAAGCUGCUCUCCGCCCUCGCCAAGACGGGUGGCAAGGAGGCUUCCAAGGCGGCGCGUCAGCUGGCCUCGCUAUCGCAGCUGGUCCUGUCGCUCGCGCCGAGCGUGUCCAGCCAGGAAGACGCGGCCGCCAUGGAACCGCGUGUGAGCCCCUCUCCGCUUGUGGCCUUUGAGCUGCAGACGCUGGCGUUUACCUGCCAGCUUAGGUGGUGGAGAAUCGGGGGUCACUCUGGGAAGCUUGACGAGGAGCUUCUGUCGCCGCUGUCGCGUUGCCUUCGCGCUUUGGCCCGGCGGUUCACGUCGAAUGACGCCUUGCUUUAUAAAACCAUGGCAGCCUCGGUAGAUGGACUGCUGCAGCUGGCUAAGUCCUGCGGGUAUGCUCCGACACUCUCUCCGACCGCGCCCAUCUCGGCCAUUUACCAAAUACUGGGAACCUCGGCAUACGCGGCGAAGAAAUAUGACGAAGCUUCUCAAUGUUUCCAAGACUUGCGGUCGACCAUUCAUUCACCUCCAGAAGCAAUGGUGCGGUAUGCCUCGAUCUGCGCUUGGCUUCUUGCUGCCGUGCUCAAAAGGACAAAAACUGUCGAGGAAACCGAACAGCUCGCGCAAUCGGUGCUGGACAGCCUGGAUGGAAGCCUGAGUGGUACUGUUUCGGAACUUAAUGAGCUUCUUGACAGCCUGUCACUGGCCAGACGUUCAGUUGUUGGUCGUCUCAUGGAAUCGAUGAAUUCAUCGCAGCCAGCAAGUCGUACGCCUGAUACUCUCGACGAAAUACUCAAGACGUUUGUGCUUCGCUAUCCUCGCUUCGUUCGCAGAUGGCUCGGGAAUGCUCCGACCAAGGAUGCGCCUCCGAGGAAUAUUCUGCAGUUUGAUCAACGUCGCCAAGUCGUCAUGAAGACCAUCGGCCAGACACUUGACGGGACCCUCAUGGUUGUCAAGUGCGACAUCCAAAAUUCAACGGCCGAGUGGCAGCAGCUUGACGACGUCCUCCAGCAUUGCUCUGCUCUCCUCGAAACACUCAGCGACCCUUCACAACCUCCCGCCAAGACGGAGCAACUCAACAAUUAUCUAGUCAAAAUUUCCAGCCUCUACUUCGCCAAGUUCUCGCAGCUUCGAAAGCACUCCCAGAGAAAGCGAGAAGAAAACAAGCAGAUUCUGCAGACACUAAGCCGCUCAAUUGACACGGUAAAGGAUCUUUCUGUCUCUGAAAGAGAGCGAGCCCAGCUGUCAAUAAAACUCGAGCUCUUUGCAGACAUGUGCAAGGGGUCUGGACGAACUGAGGAUGCCGUACAAACCCUGAGAUCGAUAUGCACAAGCAUGGCCGAGGAUGGCAUCCUAAAGGACGUUUCUGCUGCACUAGCCACGCAAGCCCCUACUAUAGCAUGGAAUAUGAACGGCAAGUCUAGCAUGCUAUCUCGAACCCUCCGAUCAAUCGCCAAACUCGACAAGUCUUGGACAGACUGGACCAUUUUCCUGCCCGAGACGGAGCGCGCCGCGGUUUUGGAACAUCUAAUGCACCUCAGUACAGGUUCACGCAGCGCCUUGCAGUUUCACGACCCGAAUCUUACGGCGCUCUUGCGUAUCUAUACUCCCGACAAGUAUCCUAUCCGAAGACUACGCGUAUUGCUUCACGUCCUGUACCAGAACCUGGGCAACGAGGAUGAAGUUGCGGCCCUUCAUCCGCACUUGCAAGUCUGCCUCCGCCAAGCCGAAACUCAGGAUAAAGCCGAGGACGAAGGCUUGACCGGGUUCAUGCUGCAUCUGCUGAACUGGCAUCAUAGUGUACAGGCAGUGCUGGAUGCGGACGAGCUCUCCAAGUCGGCCGUGCCGGCGGCUAUCGACACCUGGACCAAUAUGGUUGGAUCCUGCCCGAUGGAGAGCAGUAUCUACAAGGUGAUUGAUGACCCUGAAGCACUCCAAGAUUACCUUCAGUCUCUCGGUCAUCUGGCUGGUCUACGGGGCGAGCACCUUUUGCAGCUGAAGAUUUCGCAGCUUCUGGUGUCCCUGUCCAAGAUCUUCGCCGGCCAAGGGCAGACGACCAGCAGCGCGCUCAUCGUCCGCCAGAGCCAGCUUGCUUCUCAGUACAUCAGCACCGGCCUUUACACCAAAGCUCUAGAUGCGUUAGAUGAGGCCAAGGGUUUGCUUCAGCAACAAGAUGAUGUGGCGCCGAGCGUCUCUGUGGCGUACAACAUGGCGCAGGCCGAGUAUUUCACGGGUAUUGGAAAUAGAGAUGACGCAAAUCUUUCCGUAUCCGAGGUCAAUGCUGUCUGUCGACGCUCGCAGACGUCUUGGGCCACUACCAAGGCGCAAGCAACCACGACAGUCUGCUUGGCCUCUCUUUUGCAGUCGUCCCUCUCCCUGCAGUCUGGCAACGUGGAAGAAGCGUUGAACCAUGUCAAGCAAAGCGUGCGCAUGCUCUCACAUGACUGGACAAAGCUUGAAUCUGCUGUUGUCGGCAGCGACUCUAGUCUGUCCGACACGAGCUUGGACUCUGUUUCCGUCAAGGACGGCAGAGCUGGCCCUGUUGGACCACGAGUCUGGGCUCUGGCUGCACCUCUGAUCCGCAGCCUGCUUCACAUAUCGUCCGUCUAUGCGCACAUUGGCAUGUUCCAGGAAACCAUCUACUACGCCGACGCGGCCUCCAAGAUUGCCGCCAGCUCGCAGUCGACACUGUACAACGCCGAGGUGGCUGCAUGGACGGGCUCCAUCUAUCUCCGGGCAGGAGACCAGGAGAAGGCUGCUGCUCGGUUCAAGGCGCUGGCUGACAUGAUGCCCGAAGACAUGUCCGCGUCCAAGAUUCGCUUUGCGAAGGUGCUUGGAGAAUAUUGCUCGCAUAUCGGGGACAACGACAAGGCACUCGAGUACUUUCAGAUGGCCGAGAUUGGCACCCGUGGUCUGAACGAAAACACAUCUUCUGAGAAGGGGGAAGAGGCCACUCAAGAAGCAGUUGCACCAGCUCCAUCCCGAACGAAAUCUACAAGAACGACAAGGGCCAAGACACCCGCCAAGCCACGAAUCACGAAGCGUGCGGCAGCGACAUCAAGGGCGGUCACACCUGUUCCUAGGCCUUCUCAGCAACUCACCGACGUCUUCCAAGCCUCUCUCCUCGCAUCCGUGCUCCUUUCCCGUGCCAAUGGCCUCAUUCGCCAGCAAGAGUGGACUGCUGCACUUGCUCUGCUCAAGCAGGCCAAAGAACUGCCAAAGCAAGACAUGGCAGCCUACCAAGAACAGAUAGCAACGGCGACGUCACUCAUCGGACACAGCAUGGAGCAGAUAAUCUCGGAUCCUGUCUUUUCCGUGAUUCAAGAUUCGACCAUUUCCUUCCCAUCCAUUGCCGGAUUGGUGGAAAAGGCGAUUGCGGAUGGCUGCUCGCCGUUCAAGUCGCCCGGUAAGCGUGGGCGACCGGCGACAGGGGGCCGCGGCAAGGCCAUCAAGGAUGGCGAUGCUCCAGCGUUUGCCGAGGCACUCAAAGAAGCACAGGAACUGCUUGCCGAGGCUCACUCUUCCGCCAUGACAAAGUCGGACAGCAGCAUGGUGCGACGCAUCUCAGCCAUGCUUCAGAAUACCAUCAUUCUGCUGUCCGCCACGUCUGGCACAAAACACAAAUCUCUUGCCCACUCUGGCUUGGCUACAGUUGCCGUCGACUUGGCGCACAAUGUUACCUGGCGCAGAGAGCAAAAGACUCUGGCCUCUACGACAGUGGCUGCGGAGGAUGCUGAGAGGAGAGGCGCAGGCCCUCGCAGGGCCAGCUUGGCUCCGGCCUCUGACAUGGCCAACUUUCAGAAGAGCUAUGUUGAAAUGGUUCCCAAGAACUGGAGCGUCAUCUCGGUAUCCUUGAGCGACAACCAUCACGACCUGUGCUUGACCAAGUUCCAGGCAGGCCACAGCCCCUUCAUUCUUCGGUUGCCUCUGGAGCGAGCCAACUCCCGCGACGCCGACUGUGAAGUGUAUAACUUUGAGCAUGGAAAGGAGGACCUUUUAGACAUCAUCAAGCUCGCCAACGAGACUAGCCAUUCCGCGCGUGACUUUUCCCUCAAGGGAGAGCGCAAUGCCUGGUGGGCCGAGCGCGAGGCCCUCGACACGCGUCUAAAGGAGUGUCUGGCGCAGAUCGAGACGACCUGGCUAGGCGGCUUCAAGGGCAUCUUUUCCCAGCAUCAGAGACGGCCUGACCUGUUGGCUCGUUUCCAGAAGAAUGUGCAAAAGAUGCUCGACGCCCAUCUACCCUCGCGAAGUCAACGACGCGGAAGGAAGACGGCGGCCAAGGCCGGUGUGACUCUGGAUCCUAGGAUCCUCGACCUGUUUAUUGGACUUGGUGACCCCACGGAGGAUCCCGAUUGCGACUUUGACGAGGCUCUGAAUGAUUUACUCUACUUUAUCGUGGACAUUCUUCAGUUUCACGGCGAGCGAAAUGCGUACGACGAAAUCGACUUUGACGCCAUGGUAGUCGAGAUGUACGACGCGCUCAAGGGGUACUACGGUGCUCUGGAACGUGCUGGUGCGCGGGAAGACGGUGCUCACACGGUUCUAGUUCUAGACAAGGCUCUGCAUGCUUUCCCCUGGGAGUCUCUCCCAUGCAUGCAAGGCCUUGCCGUGUCUCGGGUGCCGUCCCUUGCGUGUCUACGCCAGCUCAUCACCGAGUCCAACAUGCCCCCCAAAGACAAGCCGACUUUGGACUCUCCGCCCGGCCACUACGUCUCGUCCAGGUCCGGCACGUACAUGCUGAACCCGUCCUCCGACCUGAAGAACACGCAAGCCUUCUUCCAGAAGCCCUUUGCGUCCGGACUGGCCGGCUGGACGAGCAUCGUCAACCGACCACCGGACGAGGACGAGUUUGAACGGGCCCUUGGCUCCGGUCCGGACGUGUUCCUGUACUUUGGCCACGGCAGCGGCGCGCAGUACAUCCGCGGCAAGACGGUCCGGCGGCUGGACAAGUGCCGCCCGGCGACGUUCUUGAUGGGCUGCAGCUCGGCGGCGCUGACCGAGGCGGGCGAGUUUGAGUGCUACGGCCCCGUGUGGAACUACAUGAUGGCCGGGUGUCCGGCGGUGGUGGGCACGCUGUGGGACGUGACGGACCGCGACAUUGACCGGUUCGCCGGCCGCGCCUUUGAGGAAUGGGGGCUGCUGGACAGGGGGACCUUUGAGGAGGCGGGGAAGCAGCAGGCGGAUGAGGGUGCUUCUGCGCGCGGGAAGCAGUCCCUCGUCGAGGCGGUGGCGCGGGCGAGGGGCGCGUGUCGCUUCCGGUACCUCAACGCCGCGGCCGUGGUGGUGUAUGGCAUCCCGGUGUACGUGCGAUGA